This is a messenger RNA of Brettanomyces bruxellensis, 2175 nucleotides long. RefSeq lists its product as uncharacterized. Bases 1 to 2175 code for a protein of 724 amino acids. Gene Ontology annotation, molecular function: RNA binding; translation initiation factor activity; translation initiation factor binding. The transcript has a single exon. Gene Ontology annotation, cellular component: eukaryotic translation initiation factor 3 complex. The record is from RefSeq and is a predicted model, not a curated record. Lineage: Eukaryota; Fungi; Ascomycota; Pichiomycetes; Pichiales; Pichiaceae. Gene Ontology annotation, biological process: translational initiation.
AUGCCAGAAGCAGAAUUUGAUGAAAGCAAAGUUGACUUGAGUGAGUUGGACUUGUCGGACUUGGAGAAAAAGUACCAAGUGAGACCUCCAAAAGGGUUCCUUGACAAAUUUGUCGUUUGUGACGGCACACCAGUUGCACCAGAAUCCAAGGCAGUAAUCUUGAAGAAGGUUCUCGCAAAGCUGUUCAGCCAAUGUGGAAAGGUGGUCCGUCUGGAUGUUCCAGUCAAAGACGGUAAGACCGCGGGUUACGUGUUUGUUGAAUUUGUGAAUCCGCAGAUGGCAUUGAAUGCAGUGAGACAUUUGAACGGCAAGAAGUUGGACGUCAGGCACCGACUUCUGGUGAACAAGAUCAGCGACAUCGAGAAGUACGUUCUUUCGGGAAAGGUGAAGGACGAGUUCCAGGAGCCGGAGAUCCCCGAGUUCAAGAGUCAUGGAUAUCUGAAGUCGUAUCUCAUGGAUCCUGCAGGAAGAGACCAGUAUUUGACGCACUACAACGAGGAUGUUUCGAUCUCGUGGUUCAAGAAGAACUUGAACCCUGAGCCGGUCAUUGAGCCGAGAUCCCAGUGGACUUCCACAUUCAUGAAGUGGUCUCCACACGGUACAUACUUGUUUUCGAUGUUUCCAAACGGUGUUCAGUGCUGGGGAGGCGAGAAUUUCGAGAGAAUCAGUAGGUUCGUUCACCCAGGUGUCCGCUUGAUCGACUGCUCGCCAAAUGAGAAGUUUCUGGUGACAAUUUCGCCGGAACCAAUCACUCUUCCACCUGAAGGACACCCUGCAAGAGCAAGCUUCCCAUUCACGCCGGAAAGUGCAGGCCACAAGCUUGUAAUCUGGGAUAUCCAGACGGGUAUUGCCGUCAAGACAUUCCCAUUGCCGCAGAACUUGGAGCACCAGGCCUCGAUGCCUUGGCCGUUGAUCAAGUGGUCGUUUGAUGACAAGUACUGCGCGCGUAUGGGACCAGAUGCCAUUGCUGUUUAUGACGUGGAGAAGGAUUUCAGUCUUCUCGACCGGAAGUUGGUCAAGAUCCCGGGCCUAGUGGACUUCAGCUUUGCUCCGGGUGGUGUCAAGUUGGCCGCUAACAGGAAAAACGCACCUGCAGAGGCCAUUCUUGCAUACUGGACUCCGGAGCAAUCCAACAAGUCUGCCAAGGUGGCCGUGAUGCAGAUUCCAUCCCGGAGUGUGCUCAGGACCGUCAACAUGGUCCAGGUGAGUGACUGCAGGCUCUUCUGGCAGCAGCAGGGCAAGUAUCUGUGCUGCUGUGUGACCAGGCACACGAAAUCCAAGAAGACAAAGUUCUCGAGCUUGCAGAUCUUCCAGUUGGAGGAGAGAGACAUCCCGGUCGAGACGAUUGAGGUUCAUGAUGUGGUUCUCACGAUGGGCUGGGAGCCAAUAGGAAAGCGGUUCAUCACGGUUUCGCAGAACGAUUCUCCGGAUGUCAACCCGGCCUACUUGAUGAACAACAUCACCUUUUACGAUACAGAGACGCAGAAGAAGGGCAGGGGCGUUCUGGUGCCGAUCAAGAGAUGGAUCUCAUUCAAGACGAUCAACAACAAGUUCAUCAACUGCGUGAAGUUCUCGCCUAAGGGCAGAUUUGCCGCGCUAGCCACGUUGAGGGAGGGAAAAGGUGCCGUUGACUUCUUCGACCUCGAUUUUGACGGUGAGAAGCCCAAGGACCAGUCCAACAAGGUUUCGUCCAACGCCAAGUUCUUGGUCUCGAGGCAGUUUGACGGAAUGACGAACAUCGAGUGGGAACAGUCCGGAAGAGCAGUUGCCGCAUGGUCCUCGUCCUGGAAGCACUCGUUGGAUAACGGAUACAAGAUCUACGACAACACGGGAAGUGUGUUGGGUGAGAAGGCAGUGGAUGGAUUCAAGGAGUUCCAGUGGAGACCAAGGCCAAAGUCGUUGUUGACGAAUUCCGACAAGAAGAAGGUCAGAAAGAGCUUGAAGGAGUACUCGGCACAGUUCGAGGAAGAGGAUGCCAUGGAGGCCAAUGCCGAGUUGAGGGAGCAGAUCCUGAGAAGAAAGAAGUUGCUCCAGGACUGGUACACUUGGAGAGAAUCACUACAUGCCAAACUCAACGAUUUGCACUUGCAGGCACAUCACGAUACUGGCAAGGUUGAGGUGAUCGAGGAGAUGAAGGAGGUUGUUUUGGAGGAGAAGGAGGAGGUUGUUGAGUGA